Molecule: messenger RNA, 5107 nt
Organism: Balaenoptera musculus (blue whale)
Lineage: Eukaryota; Metazoa; Chordata; Mammalia; Artiodactyla; Balaenopteridae
Gene: EVC2
Product: EvC ciliary complex subunit 2
Exons: 22
Coding region: 81-3986 (1301 amino acids)
Biological process (GO): smoothened signaling pathway
Cellular component (GO): ciliary membrane; plasma membrane protein complex
Source: RefSeq, a predicted model, not a curated record
CGGGGCGGGCCUGGGGUCCGGAAGCUGCUCCAACUCGGCCUUCCCUCGCCACGUCUGGGGUCUCUCGUCGCUGGCUGGCGAUGGGCUCGGCGGGCGCCCGGGGGCGCGCCACGUGGGUGCUGGCCGGGGGCCUCCUGGCUGCCGCCCUGGCGCUGCCCGCGGGGCCCGGGGACCGAGGCCGGCUCCCCGGGGACCCGGGUCCCCUCUGGCGCCCCCUCGGCGCCCAGCCUUCCCCGGAUCCCCGCUCGGCUCCCGGGGUGGGGCCAGAGCAGACCGCGGAGGACUUGCCCCAUGGGAUUUGGCCCAGUGUGGAAAGCUCUCACUUUCUGACUGCAGUAGAAGCACCAUUUGGAAUGAAAUUCAAUAAGAAAACUGAAGUCUUUAACCCACCCCCGACUUCUGCAGCCUCUAGUGGGCCUUGGAUUCAUUCCGUAUUUGCUUUUAUACCCUCGUGGCCCAAGAAGACCUUGUUUAAAAGAGAGUCUGCUGUAACACACCACUUGUAUGGAGACAUUUCAAGAGACAUUCAAGGAACUUCUGAGAAUGGAGUAAUUUUUCAGAAAUGUGCAGUGGUGUCCGUGCAGAGCGAGUGGCCGACAGCCCACGUGCGACUGUUUGUGAACAACACCAGGACGCCCACGGCUGCCAACCUCUCUGACCUGCUCUUACUGGACAACAUCACGGGCCUCACCGUUAGGGAGUCGGCUGGAAACCAGACCUCAAGAGGGUUCCAGGCUUUCAGGAAGAAGUUUCUGCAAGUUGGAGACUCCUUCUCCGUCAGCUACACAGCCUCGCUCGAAGCCAGAGACGUUGGGAGUGGAGAGGUCCUGAUGCUUCCUGCCCAGCUCUCCUUCCAGAGUUCAUCACCGAACAGAGCCCAGCUAAAAGCCCUUUUCACCAUAACAACAGAAGAAAAGAUAACGGUUCUACCAAACCACGGCCUCCACGCAGCAGGGUUCUUCGUGGCCUUCAUCCUCUCCCUGGUGCUGACCUGGGCUGUGCUUUUCUUCAUGGUUCGAUAUCAGUGUUUGAAGGGAAGCGUGCUUACCAGACAUCAGGUUCAGCAUCAUGAGAGCAAGCUGGAGCGCUCCCAGUUCACCUCAGCUGAUGGUGUGAAUGAAGAUCUCGCUCUAAAUGACCAAAUGAUAGACAUUCUGUCUUCAGAGGACCCCGGGAGCAUGCUUCAAGCCUUAGAAGAGCUGGAAAUUGCAACCCUGAAUCGGGCAGACUCAGAUCUGGAAGCUUGUCGAACCCAAAUCAGCAAAGAUAUCAUUGCUCUUCUACUGAAAAAUCUUACCAGCAGUGGCCAUCUCUCCCCUCAGGUAGAGAGGAGGAUGGGUGCUGUUUUCAAAAAGCAGUUUCUGUUGCUGGAGAAAGAAAUUCAAGACGAGUAUGAUCGGAAGAUGGUGGCCUUGACAGCUGAGUGUGACCUGGAAACAAGAAAGAAGACAGAAAGCCAGUACCAGAGGGAGAUGGCAGCAAUGGAGGAAGCAGAAGAGAUGCUGAAACGUGUUAGUGAGAGGUCCGCUAUCGAAUGCAGCAGCCUCCUGCGGACCCUCCAUGGCCUGGAGCAGGAGCACCUGAGGAGGUCCCUUGCUCUGCAGCAGGAGGAAAACUUUGCCAAGGCCCACAGGCAGCUGGCCAUUUUCCAGAGGAAUGAACUGCACAAUAUCUUUUUUACCCAGAUAAAAAGUGCUAUUUUCAAAGGGGAACUGAAGCCAGAGGCAGCGAAAAUGCUGCUGCAAGAUUACUCUAAAAUACAGGAGAAUGUAGAAGAGUUAAUGGACUUUUUCCAGGCUAGUAAGAGAUACCAUCUCAGUAAAAGAUUUGGCCACAGGGAGUACCUGGUCCAGAACAUACAGUCAUCAGAGACCCGUGUGCAGGGCCUGCUUAGCACUGCUUCUGCUCAGCUGACCCUCCUUAUCCAGAAACACGAGAGAGCAGGCUACUUGGAUGAAGAUCAGAUGCGGGUGCUCUUGGAGCGGGCUCAGACAGAAGUCUUUUCUAUAAAACAGAAGUUGGACAAUGACUUAAAGCAGGAAAAGAAAAAACUCCACCAAAAAUUAAUAAUUAAGAGAAGGCGAGAGAUGCUGCAAAAGCACAAGGAGCAGCGGAGGGAGCAGCUGUCCAUCGCUGAAGCCUUCGGGGCGGCUGAGGAUGCUCGCCAGUACAUGCGCCAGUGGCGGAGCCUGGUGGCCGAGCACAGCGCCACCCUGGAGGAGCUGCAGGAGCGCCUGGACCAGGCUGCCCUGGACGAGCUCAGGGCCCUGACCCUCUCACUGUCCGAGAAAGCCACGGAGCAGCUGCGGCGGCUGCAGAACUCGGUGAUGACCCAGGAGCUGCUCAAGCGCGGGGUCCCCUGGCUCUUCCUGCAGCAGAUCCUGGAGGAGCACAGCAGGGACCUGGCCGCCCGGGCCGAGCGGCUCGAGGGCGAGGAGAGGGACAGGGGCCAGGAGGGCAUCCAGAGCGUGAGGCAGAGACUGAAGGACGAUGCCCUGGAGGCCUCCACGGAGGAGCAGGCGGAGCUGAGACACUGGGAACACUUGAUCUUCACGAAGCUCUGGUCCUCUGCCUUCUCUCUGUCCGAAGAGGAGCUGCUUGGGAUGAGGCAGGAAGUUCACGGCUGCUUUGCUCAGAUGGACAGGAGCUUGGCCCUUCCCAAAAUCCGGGCCCGAGUCCUGCUGCAGCAAUUUCAAACCGCGUGGCGAGAAGCAGAGUUCCUGAAAUUGGACCAGGCACUGGCCGCCCCUGAGCUGCAGCCACAGUCCAAGGCGAGGAAGCCACGCUCCAAGAGCAAAAGCAAGACAGACCUUUUGAAGAAGUGCACUGAAGAUAAAAUUCAGCUCUUUGAGGAACAGGCUCCCGAAGACCUGGUUGAAAAGGUCCGAGGAGAGUUGCUUCGCGAGAGGGUGCAGCAGCUGGAGGCCCAGGAGGGACGCUUUGCCGAGUCCCUCGUCUCCCUGCAGUUCCAGAAGGCGGCCAGGAUGGCCAAGACCCUGUGGGCGUACACCGCCCUCCUGACCAUCCAGGACCUGCUCCUGGAGGAGCUGAGUGCAUCAGAGACCCUGACCAAGUCAGCCUGCGCGCAGAUCCUGGAGUCGCACAGCCCGGAGCUCCAGGAGCUGGAGAGGAAACUGGAGGACCAGCUGGCGCACCAGGAGGCGGCCCAGCUGCAGCGGGCCCUGGAGAGUCGACAGCAGUGGGCAGGUGAGGGGCCUGGGCUUCUGCACGAGCCGGAGGAGGAGACGGAUGCUGAAAGGCAGGUUUCGGCUGUCCUGCGACGGGCCCUGAGCAAGGGUCAGAAGCUACUGGAGCAUCACCAGCAGAGUUUGAGAGAGGAGCAAGAGAACAGUGUCAUGCUUGAAGAUUUGCUGGAGAAUAUGGAGACGGACACCUUUGUGACCCUGUACGGCCAGGAGCUGAGACUGGCGUCCUACCUGUCGAAGCUGACGAUGCUGCCGGGGGGCACGCUGCGUUGGCUCCUGAGCGUGGCUGUGCCUGCAGCCUUGCAGCCCGAGCUGCUCUCCGUGCUGGAUCCCGUGGGCCAGAGGCAUCAGGACCACACAGCGGAGAGUGACGGCGGCAGGGCACAGGCCGACCUGGGCAGGAGGGGGAAACAUCAGGGCUGGUGGCAAGCCUUUGAGAGCAAACUUCGAGGAGAACUGAUAAGCAGAGGAUUAGAAAAGAUGCGCUGGGCUCACAAGAGGAAGGAGAGCAUACUAAAGAAGACGUGUCCCCCUCUCAGAGAGAGGGUGAUAGUCUCUGGAAAAGGAAGUUGGCCACACCUGUCACUGGAGUCCGUUGGUGAACUGGCCCUGGUGCCCAUUGUAGGGGCAGAAACCAUUGAUUUAUUAAACACGGGCGAAAAGCUCUUCAUCUUCAGAAAUCCAAAGGAGCCGGAGAUCUCACUGCACCUUCCUCCCAGGAAAAAGAAGAAGAACUUUCUGAAUGCCAAAAAGGCCACUUGGGCCUUGGGCAUGAACUAGCCCAAAGGAAAGCUCCAAGGAGUCUGAAGCCAGAAAGAUUUGUUUCCUCCUGCCCACAUGGGUGUGUGUGUGUGUGUUUAUAAUGUACAACUUGCAGGUAUUCAUUGCACUUGCAGAGGACACAUCCAUCCACUCUCCCUCCCUCACCACGACUUUCAUGGGCUCAGUUUAAUCUGGUCCCAUGAAUUCCCAGAUGGUCCAUUCCCUUCAGCAUCGCAAGGGACAUGAAGAGACAGGGGACCAGCCCGUGAACCCUCGUUGCUUUCAGUCCCACCUUGCUGAGGGUCUGGAGGAGCCCCAGGCCCCUAAUUCACAUCCCCGCAACACCUGGCUGAAGAGUGGGCUGUGUGUUGAAGGCAAGGCUCUCUCUUCUCUCACAUUGUGUGUUUGUUACAUAUUCUAUUUUUAUCAAGGGAGCUUUUGAAAAUCAUUUUACCUAAAGCUCUUCUCAAGGGAACUUGUCUUUGCUUUCUGUAGGAACCAUUUAUUUUUAAUCCCUUCUUGGGUUUUGGCCCCCACGUUGUGAUGUUCAAUAGAAAUUUGCCCUCCAUCUUUCCAGGGGCCAGAAGGUGUGCCAGCCACUGGGCGAUACCAUAUCCAACUCAAAUCAGGAAACUCAGAGGCUUAAGAAGGUGAGGGGAUUUAGGCAAGAUCAUAAAGCCAAUAAGUAACAAAGUCAGGACUCCACUGAACUCCUUACGGCCCCAAACCCUUGUCCCUUCUCCUGGACUUGGUAAAUGGACACAUACCUGCCCUCAGGUGUUUGCCAACAAACUGACUGCACACAGGUCCUCGUGUUGCACAAAGUGCUUUCCUGUGCCCUGACCCUCUCCAUCCUCACAGUAUGGUUGGAUCAUUAUACGAGCUUUUCUGAGAACCAGGCAAAGAAUACAAUUAUAAUGGGUCUUUCCUAAACGUGGGAAAUGAUUAGUCAGGGAAUCCUGUCACCAGCGAGAAGAAAAGGGAUUCUGAUGAAGCAUCUCCUACAUGAGAGUUGCUUCUAGACCCUUACAGCUAUUUGAACCCACUUCUUUUUUUUUUUUUUUAUACGGCAGGUUCUUAUUAGUUAUCCAUUUUAUACAUAUUAGUGUAUAUAUGUCAAUCCCAAUCUCCCAAUUCAU